AUGGCAUAUAAAGAAUCAGUAACCCCCAAAUCAUUGCUUACACCAGAAAAUUGUCACUCGUCAUCUCGUAUACGGGCUUUUCUUCGUCUCUCUAGAAUAGCUACAGAUGAUACUAUCAGACAACAUUUGAACGAGGUUAAAUCUAGUAAAGAAUGUGACAAUUACUUCGAAUCAAAAAUAGUACCUCAGUGGGAGGCCAGAGCAUCGAUAAUUCAGUACUGUAACGAUUAUGCCAUCCAUUUGAGACAAGAAACAACCAAAGGCAAUACGGUGAUGCAGAGCAGCAAGCAAGAUCUCGAAUCAUUUGACCUCCGGGUUGAUCCUUAUGCAGUGAAGAAAUACAAUCAGCAAUUGGAAGGGCAAUACUCGCAGUGUAAUUCAAUUGACAACUGGGUGAAGAAUGAGAGGGUGGUAGAAGAUAUUAUACGGGAACAGACGGUUGAUGUGCUCAAUGAUAAAUGUUAUUACCAAGACUGGAUAGAGGAAUUUAAGAAAUUAAAAAAUUUAGCUUGA
Messenger RNA from Debaryomyces hansenii CBS767, 513 nucleotides. RefSeq lists its product as uncharacterized. Gene Ontology annotation, cellular component: mitochondrion; mitochondrial intermembrane space. NCBI's taxonomy places the organism in Eukaryota, Fungi, Ascomycota, Pichiomycetes, Serinales, Debaryomycetaceae. Bases 1 to 513 code for a protein of 170 amino acids. The transcript has a single exon. The record is from RefSeq and is a predicted model, not a curated record.